UCUUCAAAAUUUGCACUGCGAAGAGCAGCAGCCUGCCCAAAAUGACUAGGAAAACUGUCAGAUCUAUCCUAGAGCUGGGAGACUUUUUCAAAAGCGGAGAUGGAGGAGCAAACUGCGAAACAUGGGGUCCAUUUAAUCGAAUUUUCAGGGUAUCAACGCAGUCUAGUCGAAUGACUAUACCCAAAAAAUUUGAGGAGAAAUUGACUCGGUGGUUCAAGCUCCCAGGCGACAUAAAUGAUGACCAAUCCAUUAAAAGAGCGGAAUAUCAAACUGUUGUUAGAGUAUUUGACUGCUGGACCUGCAAUCAAACCUGUUUUAAUGGCGCAAGAGCCCUUAGACCACUUAACAAUGGGGAGACAAACCCUGUUACCUCGGAGUCUGCAGAAAUGCCUUUUGGUUCCAAAGUACCAGAGUGUGACUUCUGCACACCACUUGAUUAUACUGCAGCAGAUCAGUGGGGUCGAUUGGAAAAUGCAAGUGGUUUGACGGCAUCCAAUGUUGCAAAAUAUGAUGGAUUGCAUAGUAUGGUUGUAUUCAAGGAACAUCCACCAAGCCUUAUGAACAAGAAAAAACUGUGUGAUAUUUUGGACUUGUGUACUCAGUGGUUUGAAGUUACCCAUAAAAACAACCCACUGGCAAUUUACCCAAUCAUGAACUGGAAUUGCCGCGCACGAGCUGGAGCUUCACAACACCAUGGACACUCACACAUGUUACUAGCAGAGAACUUCCAUUAUGGGCAGUGGGAACGCUUAAAACAGGCUGCAAAACAUUAUUCAACAGAAAAUCCUGGCUGUAACUAUUUUGAUGACCUUGUGACUGCUCACAGAAAUCUUGGGCUUGCAAAGAUGUUUGGAGAAGCUUGUGUGUUUGCCCAUAUAGUACCUUUUUGUGGCUAUGAGUUUAAGGUCAUCUCAUGGGACUUUGAUGAUAACUUCAAACAGGCAAUCAGUGAAGCAGUGGAGGCACUUAUUAACAAGUUUGGUGCAGAAUGUUUCAAUUUGUGCGUUCACUUUCCACCUCUUGAAAAGGGAAAGCUCAGAAAAGUUGCAGCAGCUGAAGAAGUGAAAAACAAGAGUUUGGAGAUGGGUGAAAUUGCAAUGCCUUUUAUGGCUCACCUUGUCGACAGAGGAGGAGUAAGAAAUUCAUCCUCUGAUGUUUGUGGAAUGAGGAUUUAUGGAAGUGCCAUAGUCAAUGAGGAUCCCUUUUCAAUUGCACAACAGUUAGGAUGGUCAACGUGACCUGAGUUUCAUAGUUUUUUUAAAAGUGUAUUUACAAAAAGUAGAUUGACUGAUUAUUUUCUUAAAACUCUCCUCAUCAUCAUCUGUACUUGACUAUUUUGUACCAAGAAGAUUUACUAUCUCACAAUUUUAAAGAACAUUUUUCAGCCAAUAACCAGUUUAGUACUUCACAAGAGAAUUUUUAAUGUACAUUUUAAACUCAGAGAUCCAUUUAUAAAUGAUAUCUUUUGGCUUUGGACUUUUAGACCAUUUAUUGUAAAAUUCUGAUUAAGCAACCAGCUGAUUUAAAAUUUUUCUAUUGUAGCCAUGUAAUGCAAUCAUUAGUUUCAAUUACUGUAGAUAGAACAGUUCUGUACCCUGGCUUUUUAGACUAAGUAUCACAUCAUUAAGUUAUGUAAAUUGUUUUGAACAAUUCCUGUAAAGAUAAAUAUCUAUAAAAAUUUCAAGAAUUGAUUUAUAAGAUUAUUUACGGUCUUAAUAUAUGUACAUGUAUGUACAGACUUUAAUG
This is a messenger RNA of Pocillopora verrucosa, 1746 nucleotides long. RefSeq lists its product as uncharacterized. The record is from RefSeq and is a predicted model, not a curated record. NCBI's taxonomy places the organism in Eukaryota, Metazoa, Cnidaria, Anthozoa, Scleractinia, Pocilloporidae.